AUUAGGUAUGGCAGUUUGGAGUCACUAGACAGAAAAUUACAGAGAAAGAGAGAGAGAGCUUGUCAAAACACAGAGAGAGAAUGAAGAUCUUAUGCCUCCAUGGGUUUCGAACCAGUGGGAGCUUUCUGCAGAAGCAAAUUGGGAAGUGGGAUCCUCAAAUCGUCGCCGGCUUCGAACUGGUCUUUCUCGAUGGACAAUUCCCGGCCAGUGGGAAAUCAGAGAUCGAGGGCAUCUUCCCCCCACCUUACUUUGAGUGGUUUCAAUUCAAUGAGGAUUUUACAGCUUAUCAAAAUCUAGACUCCUGCAUUUCUUAUUUGUGUGAUUAUAUCGAGAAGAAUGGACCAUUUGAUGGGUUUCUUGGAUUUUCACAGGGAGCUGCAAUUGGAGGCUAUCUACUGGGCUACCAAAGCAAGGGACUCAUUCUCAAGAACCAUCCACCCAUGAAGAUGUUCAUCUCCAUCUCAGGAAGCAAAUUCAGAGAUCCCACAAUAUGUGAGGCUGCAUACAUAGAGCCCAUCAAGGUCAAGUCUGUGCACUUCAUUGGGGCCAAGGACUGGCUAAAGGAGCCCAAUGAGGAAUUCGCCUCGGCUUUCAUUGAACCCUUGAUCAUAAGGCACCCUCAGGGCCAUACUGUUCCUAAACUAGAUGAGGCAACUGUAGAACUACUGAAAGGAUGGAUUGAAGGUGUUGUUAAGAGUUGUUCCUCGACAAAAGAGGAAUUCGAGGCCGAGGGCUGUGCAGUUGAAGCCAUGAAACAUGACCCUCCCACUGUAAGAGAAGAAAUUGUUCUGAACGAAGAAUGUUAGUCUCAGUAUCUCUCUCUCUAAACUGCCUUUGACAUGAGAAAUUAGUGUGAGUAAAUCUUCUCUCUCUCUCUCUUUCUCUCUACCUUGGAUCUGCAUGAGAAAUUAGCUGUGCAUUUGCUUUGAACACUAUUUGCAUAUAUGCUCUGUGACUUAUGUAAUGGCACAUGCAAGUGCUAAUAAACUUUGUUCCCCAUCAAUGGUUUUGAGUUUUAAGGGCUA
Amborella trichopoda is the source of this 1025-nucleotide messenger RNA. RefSeq names its product family of serine hydrolases 3. NCBI's taxonomy places the organism in Eukaryota, Viridiplantae, Streptophyta, Magnoliopsida, Amborellales, Amborellaceae. The record is from RefSeq and is a predicted model, not a curated record.